Messenger RNA from Closterium sp. Yama58-4, 1236 nucleotides. Lineage: Eukaryota; Viridiplantae; Streptophyta; Zygnematophyceae; Desmidiales; Closteriaceae. The record is from the annotation of a GenBank genome assembly.
AUGUUUGACACCCCCGCCGCUCACCAUGCUUGGCGACCCCUCCGGGUUUUCCACCUCGACCGUCUUCGUCGCCUCUGCGGCCGGUUCCAGCUGCCUCUGGUGCUGCUGGGGGCGGUGUUGCUCGGGGUCCUGCGUCUGGGGGUGCGGAGACUGGGGGUGCUGGGCCAGAGGGUACCGGGUCCGGAGGUGCUGUCUUGGCUGGUGUUCCUCUGGGUCUUCCUCUUUCUGCUGCUCGAGCUGCUGGAGCUAGUGGUCGUGGAGACGCUGGGAGCACUGGUGUUUCUGGUUCUGGACGUGCUCGUACCGGGGGUACUGGAGCUGCCAGGACUGGCGGUACUGCUGGAGCUGGAGGUGCUAGUUCUGGGGGUGCUGAGUCUCCUGGCGGUCCUCCUGGUGCUGCGUUGCAGCGGCCGCCUCUCUCGCAACAGUAGCUACGCAAGUGGUGCGCUCAGCGCUACUGCCGUCGAGGUGUUGCGACUGGGGGUACUAGGGUUGCACGCCCAGCAGCUGGUGCUGUUGCCUUUGGAGUUGGAGACCCUGGAGCUGGAGGUGCCGGUUCUGGAGGUGCUGCUGCUGGAGGUACUGAGGCUGGAGACCCUGGAGCUGGAGGUGCCAGUCCCGGGGGUGCUGCGACUGGAGGUACUGAGGCGGGAGACCUUGGAGAUCGAGGUUCUGGCGCAGCUGGUGAUGCUGGAGCUGGAGGUUCUGCGGCUGCUGGAGGCGCUGGAGCUGGCGGUUCUGGAGUUGCUCGAGGCACUGGAGCUGGAGGUUCCGGAGCUACUAGAGGCACUGGAGCUGGAGGCUCUAGAGUUGCUGGAGUCACUGGAGCUGGCAGUUCUGGAGCUGCUAGAGGCACUAGAGCUGGCUGUUCUGAAGCUGCUGGAGGCGUUGGAGCUGGAGGUUCUGGAGCUGCUGGAGGUGCUGGAGCUACUGGUGCUGGUGGCACUGCACAGCCGCGACUGUUUUUCGCUCCGCCGUCACCGUCGUCUCUGCCACCACCUGACUCCGUGCUUCGCCAGGUUCUUAGCCUCCCGUCUUCUACUGGUCUUUCGUUACAGCCUGGCUCACCACUGCCUGCUCCUUCUCCUUACACUGUGCAGACAGGAGUCGUACUGGUCGUCGUGUUCCUCGUCCGCGUCCGCCGGCUGUCCCCGGCACGCACCUCAUGGCCCUUCGUCCUUCCUCUGCUCCACAGCGUGUUCCCCUGCCGUCCCCUCCUGCGUCUUCUCUGCCUGA